GGCGCAUGUCUGGGUAUUCGUAGAUCACCGCUACCUGCGCCAUCUUCAUCAACUUUUUCUCACCUACAGUCGUCAUCAUGGCCACUCCCCGCAGCGCUAAGAAGGCUUCCCGCAAGUCGGGCUCGAAGUCCGCCAAGGCCGGUCUGAUCUUCCCGGUCGGCCGCGUCGGCUCGAUCCUGCGCCGCGGCCAGUACGCGCGCCGCAUCGGUGCCGCCGGUGCGGUGUACAUGGCGGCGGUGGUGGAGUACCUGACCGCUGAGCUGCUGGAGCUUUCCGUGAAGGCCGCUGCGCAGAGCGGCAAGAAGCCACGCCGCCUGAGCCCGCGCACCGUGACGAUGGCCGUGCGCCACGACGACGACAUCGGUUCUCUGCUGAAGAACGUGACGGUGUCGCGCGGUGGCGUUGUGCCGAGCAUCAACAAGGCGAUCGCGAAGAAGAAGAGCGGCAAGAAGAGCAAGGCCACGCCGAGCGCCUAA
Leptomonas pyrrhocoris is the source of this 476-nucleotide messenger RNA. Its product is annotated as putative histone H2A. The transcript has a single exon. The coding region runs from base 78 to 476 and encodes 132 amino acids. Gene Ontology annotation, cellular component: nucleosome. NCBI's taxonomy places the organism in Eukaryota, Euglenozoa, Kinetoplastea, Trypanosomatida, Trypanosomatidae. The record is from RefSeq and is a predicted model, not a curated record. Gene Ontology annotation, molecular function: structural constituent of chromatin; DNA binding; protein heterodimerization activity.